UAAACCUGAUCAAAGGGAAUCUGCUUCCCUCUGCUCUCAUCUGGAUCACCUCCCGACCAGCAGCAGCUGAUCAAAUCCCCUCUGAGUGUGUCCAUCGAGUCACAGAGGUACGAGGGUUCAAUGACCCACAGAAGGAGGAGUACUUCAGGAAGAGGAUCAGUGAUCAGAGCCUGGCCAAUAACAUCAUCACACACCUGAAGUCAUUAAGAAGCCUCUACAUCAUGUGCCACAUCCCAGUCUUCUGCUGGAUUUCAGCCACUGUUCUAGAGAGAAUGUUGGAUGAAGCAGAGAGUGGAGAGAUGCCCAAGACUCUGACUCAAAUGUACACACACUUCCUCAUCAUUCAGACAAACAUCAUAAGAGCAAAGUACUCAAAGAAGCAGGAGAGUGAUGAAGAAAUGCUUCUCAAACUGGGACACCUGGCUUUUCAGCAGCUGAUGAAAGGCAACCUGAUCUUCUAUGAGGAAGACCUGAGAGUGUGUGGCAUGGAUGUGAGAGAAGCAGCAGUGUACUCAGGUGUGUGUACUCAGAUCUUCAGAGAAGAGUUUGGACUUCACCAGAGUAAAGUGUACUGCUUUGUUCAUCUGAGCAUUCAGGAGCAUCUCGCAGCUCUGUAUGUGCACCUGACAUUCAUGAAGGAAAAGAGAAAUGUUCUUGAACAGAAUCGGGUCUUUAAGACAAUUUCAGAUGUCCACAAGAGUGCUGUAGAUCAGGCCUUAAAGAAUAAGACUGGACAUCUCGAUCUUUUCCUUCGCUUUCUUCUGGGUCUCUCACUGGAGUCCAAUCAGAAACUCUUACAUGCCUUAGUAACACAUACAGAAAGUAUUUCCCGGACAGGAGAGAGGAACACAGUACAGUACAUCAAGGAGAUGAUCAGUGGAGAUACCCCUACAGAGAAAUCCAUCAAUCUGUUCCACUGUCUGAAUGAACUGGGGGACAAUUCUCUAGUGGAGGAAAUCCAACGCUACCUGAAAUCUGGAACACAAAGUGAACUCUCUUCUUCACAGUGGUCUGCUCUGGUGUUUGUCUUACUGACAUCAGCAGAGGAGCUGGAGGAAUUUGACCAGAGUAAAUAUAUCUCUACAGAUAAAAUAAGAGAGGAGAUUCUUGUGAAGGUGAUGCCUGUGAUUGCAGCAUCCAGAAAAGCAAUUAUCAGGUGUGAUACAAUUAAAAAAAGUGGUUGGAGAGCUCUGGCCUCAGUGCUCAGCUCAGAAACCUCCAAUCUGAGAGAACUGCAUCUGACUGAGACUCAGGAGUGA
This is a messenger RNA of Ictalurus furcatus (blue catfish), 1259 nucleotides long. Its product is annotated as protein NLRC3-like. The transcript is spliced from 3 exons. Bases 222 to 1259 code for a protein of 345 amino acids. Lineage: Eukaryota; Metazoa; Chordata; Actinopteri; Siluriformes; Ictaluridae. The record is from RefSeq and is a predicted model, not a curated record.